Molecule: messenger RNA, 2419 nt
Organism: Sinocyclocheilus rhinocerous
Lineage: Eukaryota; Metazoa; Chordata; Actinopteri; Cypriniformes; Cyprinidae
Product: spartin-like
Exons: 9
Coding region: 141-1955 (604 amino acids)
Biological process (GO): cell division; negative regulation of BMP signaling pathway
Cellular component (GO): plasma membrane
Source: RefSeq, a predicted model, not a curated record
AUUGGAUCACGUAAUAGACACGCACUAGUCCAGCAGCAGCUAAACUGUCAGGGAGCUGAACCUGUUCAGUCAGAAAGCCCUAAACAACGCGGAACACACAUUAAACUCCAUAUUUCACUUAAUUUAGCACAUCUUCUGUCAUGGAGCAAGCGAAGCAGGAGGUCUUUGAUCAUGCCAGGCUGCAGGUAAUCAACGAUGGGUACGAGAAGGCAUUUGCGUGCAUCAAUAAAGGUCUCACAGAGGAUGAGGUGGGCCACAGUGGAGAGGCGCUAAAACUCUACCGGCAAGGGCGGCAACACCUCCUCAGGGCUCUCAGUGUUCCCUCACAGGGCAUGGAGUGUGUGGGUCCCUCCUGGGAAUCGGCUAGGCAGAUGCAACACAAGAUGCAGGAGACCCUCAACAGCAUCACCACUCGCCUAGCCAUGCUGGAAACCAGCCCAGACCCCAACAGAGUCUCGGAUAGCAGUGCAGCCCCUCAGAAACUCUACCCUGAAGUCCCAAAGGUCAAGCCGGAGAGGCCGACUCCACCACAGAUGCUCGCUUCCAACGGCGGGGUUGCAGGGGCUUCGGGUGGGCCUGUUCCGGUCUCUCCCUCAAUGCAGCCCAAUAUGUUAAGCGACCAGCCUCCUGCAUACACCGCUCAAGCCGCUGAUGGACACCUGUCCAUUUCCUACGGCACCGUCUCAGGCGAGCUCUCCCUGGUUGGCGAUGAGUUCUACAACCAUACGUCUAAUUCUACACCACCUCCUCAGUGUCUGGGGGAGGAUGGAGAGGAACUCUUUUUCCUUCCUCAAGGGGUGCAGAUCUUCUUUGUUACACCUGAGGGGCAAGUCAGUGCUCCCUCUUACCCAGGGUACCUGCGCAUUGUAAAGUUUACCAGUGAGCUAUCAGAAAGGAUUCCAAACAGGCCACCCGCCUUCCUACAGGUUUGUGACUGGCUUUACCCCUUGAUGGCAUCUGAUUCCCCAGUCCUGCUGUGCAACACGGGGGUGUACAUGUUCCCUGACAUGAUGGCUCCCACCCCAGGCUCGUAUGUUGGGGUGGUCCUUUCUUCUGAGCUUCCCCAGAAGGAACGUGAACUCUUCCAGAGCGUUCUUUCUCAGCUGACUGACCUGCGUGUCCAGAUUUUUGGUGUAUUUGAGAGUUUAAAAGAUUUAUUUAAGGCAUCAGAUGGCGCAACCGAUACCAUUAACCUGGGUCAGAAGGUGCCGAUGGGGCCUCCUGCAGCUGAAGCAGCACCCCCUGCUGCUGAGGAGGAGAAGGUACUUCCUGAAUGGAGCGAGAAGGUGGCUCAGGGGGUUCUGACUGGGGCUUCAUGGCUGAGCUGGGGGUUGGUGAAGGGGGCUGAGUACACAGGCAAAGCCAUACAUAAAGGUGCAACCAAACUACGAGAGCACAUCACUCCAGAAGACAAACCAUCCCAAGUCAGCCCUACGGUAGCCAAAAGCCUCCAUGUGACCAAACAAGCCACAGGAGGAGCAGUGAAGGUCAGCCAGUUUCUUGUGGAUGGGCUAUGCACAGUCGCUGGACAUGUUGGCCGAGAGUUGGCACCCCAUGUUAAGAAACACGGAGGGAAGAUUAUCCCAGAGUCCCUGAAGAAAGACAAGGAUGGCCGCUCCAAUAUUGAUGGUGCUAUGGUGGUUGCAGCAAGUGGAGUUCAAGGAUUUGCAACGAUGUGGAUGGGGUUGGAGGUUGCAGCAAAGAACAUUGCAAAGAGUGUUGCUGCAGAGACGGUUACCACAGUAAAACAUAAGUAUGGGGCGGAAGCGGGCCAGGCCACAGAUCACGCUGUCAACUCAGCCAUCAAUGUGGGCAUCACCGCAUUCAAUAUCGACAACCUGGGGAUCAAGGCAAUGGUCAAGAAGACUGGCAAAGAGACUGCCCAUGCCAUCCUGGCAGACUAUAAAGUCCAAGAGCCGAGCAGUCAAGUUGAGAAACAUAAAGACCAAAAGUAGAGUUUAGAUUCAGACCUCUCGUUUCAGGUGUCCAUUUUUAAGAGCAAACCAAAUGACUGAUGAAGUGGACUGAUCCUGGUCCGGUUUUUCAAUGAAUGCUUUUGUUGUUAUUUGUGUCUGACACAGUUAGUUGUGCCGUCAUUGCUACUAUUUUCACUGUGUCAUGGGGGAAUUGGUAAAUGCACUUUAAAAAUUCCCUUUACAAGCUGACUGACAGCCCUGCUGGACAGUAUUCCUGAUCUCGCCUUACACUUCACCAGCAAGUUACUCAACAUAUCUCCAAUUUUACUCAAAAUAAAUCUUUAGUUUUGCAUGGUUUGUGUCUUUCAAAUGGACCCUUGAAACAAAGUACAAGCCAAAGGUGGACUUAACGGUUAUCCCAUAGAGCCUUAACAAAUACUAUCUUCUUGUAUUUAAAAAUACAUAUAUAAAGCUUUAAUUAAAAUAUAUUCUAAGAAUGCUUU